AUGCACGAUGAGAGCAUAUACGAGCGCUUUCUUCUGAGCGAACAUCAAAUUAUUGCAACUACUAACGAUCCAGAAGGCCAAAGUGCAGAAGAAUCGACAAAACGCGUUGAUGUUAAUUCAGACAUCAACGAUGUGGAACGGAAUAGAAUUGUUAGACUCAUUAUCCGCAAGGUGCUGAACCAAGCUCCGUUUCCUACAAAGUACGAAGACAUUCGUCUACUAAUAAAACAAAAUGUAUCGCAAACUUAUAACCAUAAUCUCUUCAAUCUAUACGUGGAAGACGCUAAAAAGAUGCUCAUGAGAGUGUUUGGGUUAAUACUCUGUGAUGUUAAGUAUGGCCAAGGAAAGCGUGAAUUCUUUCUGAAGCAAUCUAUCGCAUUCCCCCCUCACGAUCUCAAGAUUCUCUCGGAAGGUGACCAUGAAUUGAGAGGUUUUCUGUUGAUUUUACUUCCACUUUUUAAGGCUUAUUCCAACUCGAUUCAGCUGAACCGUCUAUGUGAAUCGUUUCAAAAAUUUGGGCUUGGGCAUAUGGUACCAAAAUCUGCUGAGGAUGAAGAAGCAUUUAUACUGAGGCUCAAGAGUAUUAAGAGAAGAAAGGAAAUCAAGUACUCCUCGAAAGAGUUUUCCACCUUGUCUGACUACAUUUUGUACGCAAAAGAUCUCGGAUACUUGACACUCAAAUUAGAGGACAAGGGAGACACACUUGCCACGAUUUUCAUUCUUCCCGGAUACAGACUACUUUUAGAGCAUAACAAGGACGAAUACAUACAACAUUUUAAGAAACUAGAUGAGGAAACCUUCAGUAAAGGACUAGAGAUAUUCUUUGAAUAG
Molecule: messenger RNA, 831 nt
Organism: Theileria equi strain WA
Lineage: Eukaryota; Apicomplexa; Aconoidasida; Piroplasmida; Theileriidae
Exons: 7
Coding region: 1-831 (276 amino acids)
Source: RefSeq, a predicted model, not a curated record